AUGAUGUCCUUCUUCCCUCUGCUCCUGGUAGGCAUACUGUUCCCUGCUAUCCAGGCCAAACAAUUUACAAAAUGUGAGCUGAGCCAGGUGCUGAAAGACUUGGUUGGUUAUAGAGGCAUCACUCUACAAGAAUGGAGCUGUACCCUAUUUCAUAUGAAUAGUUAUAAUACACAAGCCAUAGUUCAUAACAAUGGAAGCACGGAAUAUGGACUCUUCCAGAUCAGUAAUAAAUCUUGGUGCAAGGAUGACCAAAUCCCUCAGUCAAGGAACAUCUGUGACAUCUCCUGUGACAAGUUCUUGGAUGAUGAUCUUACUGAUGACAUAAUGUGUGUCAAGAAGAUCCUGGAUAAAGAAGGAAUUGACCACUGGCUGGCUCAUAAACCUCUGUGUUCUGAGGAAUUGGAUCAGUGGCUCUGCAAGAAGUUGUGA
Messenger RNA from Orycteropus afer afer, 429 nucleotides. It is a transcript of the gene LALBA, whose product is annotated as lactalbumin alpha. The coding region runs from base 1 to 429 and encodes 142 amino acids. The record is from RefSeq and is a predicted model, not a curated record. Gene Ontology annotation, molecular function: calcium ion binding; lactose synthase activity. The transcript has 4 exons. Gene Ontology annotation, biological process: lactose biosynthetic process. Lineage: Eukaryota; Metazoa; Chordata; Mammalia; Tubulidentata; Orycteropodidae.